Molecule: messenger RNA, 321 nt
Organism: Emiliania huxleyi CCMP1516
Lineage: Eukaryota; Haptophyta; Isochrysidales; Noelaerhabdaceae
Exons: 2
Coding region: 1-321 (106 amino acids)
Source: RefSeq, a predicted model, not a curated record
AUGCCGGCGGGGCUGGUGGCGCCGACGCCAGACGAGACCGAGGCCGCGCUCACCUCGGCGGGCCUGAUGUGCAUCGCCACCGGGGCGGUGGGGGGGGUGCACAAGAGCUACUUUGCGGGCGCGCUAGCCCGCUGCCGCCCUCGGCUCGGCCAGCUCCGCCGCUCGGGCGGUUGGUUCAUGCUCGAGCUGUGCGUGCUGUAUGCGGGCGGGACCGUGCAGGCCACCUACCGCGCCGACUCGGCGGGCGGUAUGCCGCCGCUGUGCGGUCACUUCUCGGCGCUGCUCGGGAGGCUGUUUGCCGCGCCGCUGGCCGAGGUGUGA